UCUGAGCCGCGGGAGCGAGACCUGUCACGGACAGUGAGGAGGAACGAGGGCUGGGCAGCCCUACCCUAGACGAGCCGUGCCUGUCCGGCACCAGCUCGCCCACGGAACUGCUUCUUUCAGGGUCACCUGCUCCUUCCUUCCCGAGCUGUAAAAGGUCUGCCUGGCUGCCUGAAGUCGGUGGAAAGCCGGGCUGGAGACCGAGGGCAUGGUCUCUCCUUACUAAGCCAUCUUCCUCCCAUCCAGCCCUUUGUUCCACGCCAGAGCCCGAGCCUCUUAGAGUGUGGAGUUUCCCGGUACCCAACACUCUCAACUUCCCCGAAGGCACGCCAGUCUACCUCUCAUCUCCUAAAACCUGCCUUCUUUCUGUCUUCCUUUGGCAGAAUCAACCUUCUGGAUUUCUAGGGGCCAAGGCUGACUGACAAGAAAUUCCGCCCGUGAUUGAAAGUGAGGAAUCUGCAUUAGCAGGGCUUGAGCCGGGCACAUACAGACGCGUGCAGCUCCAAUAAAGGACUCUCAGGCAUGGAUAUGAAGAACUUGGAAAAACGGUCUCCUGUUCCCUUCCCCUUUCAUUUCAGGCAGGCUCGGCGCACCGCUCCCUGCCUUUCAGGGGUCUGUGGGUGCCGAGAGCCUGGAGAGCUGGUCAAGACGGGCCAGGCUCAAACCUGGUCUCUCUAAGCAACUACGAAUCACGCCACGACGUCGCGGUCUGAGCCCAGGGAAGGCGCGGUGCGUAGCCGCAGCCAGCGUCUCCCACACUCUGCUGACCACGCACUGGCUGUCCUUGAGGAGGAAUGUAGGGAGAGGAAGGGAGGGGUCCCUGGAGGGCUGGAGGAGCGAGGCCCCAGGAGGCGGAAAUCUCUUACCUAGGCAGGAGUCUAGGGACGCCCUCGAGCUGGAACCCUGAAGGUUCGGGGACCAAGCUUGAAUUGGCGUUUGCACCUCAUAGUUUUUAUUUAGGUUGCUCCUGCAUGAGGGCUGGUUCAGGGAGAACCGAUGGCGACUUCGGGAAACUUCGCCUCCCAAAUCACCCCGGCGCUGUGACCGCAUCCGCCGAACACCAGCGCUAGAUGCUCAAGGCAGGCUGGGCUGGGACACCGACGAGUCACGCAGAGUUGGGGCGGGGCCUGGGCGAAGGGGUGGGGCCUCUCCGGCUCCCAGGCGGAGCUUCUGCUAAAGGCGCGGAGCACAAGGCACCGAGGGCGCAGAGUAGAGCAGCGCUACCCUGAAGAAGUCUGGGCUGCAGACUGCACGUUCCCAGCCCACCCUCCAGCUUCCACUCGGUGCCCGCAUCCCGACCUCUGCCAGCCCUCGCCCAGCGCGCCCCGCGGCCAUGCAGCGCCGGGCUUGAGGCUGCCCCAUGGCCAAACCUGCGAUCCCAGCGACGACGGCGCAUGGAGAACUUCCGUAAGGUGCGCUCGGAGGAGGCGCCGGCGGGGGACGGCGAUGAGGGUGGCAGUCCGAGCUCUGGCCCUUUCGCAGAUCUGGCGCCCGGUGCUGUACACAUGCGGGUCAAGGAGGGCAGCAAAAUCCGCAACCUGCUGGCCUUCGCCACCACCAGCAUGGCGCAGCCAGCCACGCGCGCCAUCGUCUUCAGCGGCUGCGGCCGGGCCACCACCAAGACCGUCACGUGCGCCGAGAUCCUCAAGCGCCGCCUGGCGGGCUUACACCAGGUCACGCGGCUGCGCUACCGGAGCGUGCGCGAGGUGUGGCAGAGCCUCCCGCCCGGACCCACGCGGGGUCAGACGCCCAGCGAUCCGGCCGCCAGCCUCAGUGUACUUAAGAACGUACCGAGCCUCGCCAUCCUACUUUCAAAGGACGCGCUGGAUCCACGACAACUUGGCUACCAGCCUCCGAGCCUCAGUCCUGGUCCUUCGUCCCCUCCUACAGUGUCGACGUCCAAGAGGAGCCUGGGGGAGUCUGCUGCUGGAGAAGGCACAGCUAAGCGGUCUCAGCCUGAGCCAGCGGCUGAAAACGAGGACCAGACUGCCUGAGAAUUCCCGGCUCUGAGCCACCUAGACCAACUGGAUCUUAUAUCCUCAACACUCCUACUUCCACACCAAGCUUUCACAUCUGGGUUUCAAGAGACCCAUGUUCCUGGACACAGGUCCUCAGAAUGACAGCAUGGAUCCACAGGACAGGGAGCUCAGGAAUAACAAAAGAGGAUCUCAGAAAUCCAAGGAAACUUUGUGGGGCAAGUUGCCAGAAGCCACAGAACUCCACCCACACCUUUUCUAGGCCAUCCUAGGAUUUUUUUUUUUUUCAUUUUUUUAGGGAAGCAUGGUGGGUAGUGGAACUCUUGAGCCUUCUUGGGGACCCAGAUGUUAAAAAUGCCCAGCAUGCAUGAAGGCUGACUACUGAGGCUCUUGAAAUCAUCCUUGCUGUUAACCGAGAGCAGGAACUGUGACGCUGAUUCCUUCAGGGUGGCCACAUUGAAAAUGUUCGGGCCAUAUCUGCCCACCCAACCCCUACCAAUUCUCUUUUUACCUUUCCUUCCUCUUAGCAUCACCCCCCCUCCCCGCAUGGUGGCAGAGAAAAGACCCAGGACAAAACUUGCCAUGCCUCCUCCCCUGAGUGCUUGGAGUCUUGCUUCCAAUAAAACAAACAUGAAAAUG
Molecule: messenger RNA, 2612 nt
Organism: Meriones unguiculatus (Mongolian gerbil)
Lineage: Eukaryota; Metazoa; Chordata; Mammalia; Rodentia; Muridae
Gene: Rpp25
Product: ribonuclease P and MRP subunit p25
Exons: 1
Coding region: 1392-1991 (199 amino acids)
Biological process (GO): tRNA 5'-leader removal
Cellular component (GO): ribonuclease MRP complex
Molecular function (GO): RNA binding
Source: RefSeq, a predicted model, not a curated record